This is a messenger RNA of Saccharomyces kudriavzevii IFO 1802, 1284 nucleotides long. It is a transcript of the gene LSC2, whose product is annotated as succinate--CoA ligase (GDP-forming) subunit beta. Gene Ontology annotation, molecular function: succinate-CoA ligase (ADP-forming) activity; ATP binding. Bases 1 to 1284 code for a protein of 427 amino acids. The transcript has a single exon. The record is from RefSeq and is a predicted model, not a curated record. Gene Ontology annotation, cellular component: mitochondrion; succinate-CoA ligase complex. Gene Ontology annotation, biological process: succinyl-CoA metabolic process; tricarboxylic acid cycle. Lineage: Eukaryota; Fungi; Ascomycota; Saccharomycetes; Saccharomycetales; Saccharomycetaceae.
AUGCUUUCAAGAAAAUCCUUAUCCCUAAUUUCGAAAUGUGGACAACUGAACAAACUAAGCGCACAAACUGCCUUACAGACAAGAAGACAUCUGUCUAUUCACGAAUAUAGGUCUGCUCAGCUUUUGAGAGAAUAUGAUAUUGGUACUCCAGAAGGGUUUCCGGCAUUCACCCCUGAAGAGGCAUUCGAAGCAGCCAAGAAGUUAAACACCAACAAAUUGGUCAUUAAGGCACAGGCAUUGACUGGAGGUAGAGGUAAGGGCCACUUUGACACCGGAUACAAGAGCGGCGUUCACAUGAUUGAAAGCCCUCAACAAGCGGAAGAUAUUGCAAAGGAAAUGCUGAAUCAUAAUCUGAUCACCAAACAAACGGGGGUAGCCGGGAAACCGGUAUCUGCGGUUUAUGUAGUGAAAAGGGUAGAUACCAAGCAUGAAGCUUAUCUGUCUAUUUUGAUGGAUAGACAAACUAAAAAACCGAUGAUCAUUGCAUCUAGUCAAGGUGGUAUGAAUAUUGAAGAAGUGGCUGAAAAAACCCCGGAUGCCAUAAAGAAGUUUUCCAUUGAAACAUCAAGAGGGCUGAGUCCAGAAAUGGCCAAGGAUGUCGCCAGAAGUCUUGGCUUCAGUUCUGACGCACAAGAUGAAGCGGCAAAAACUGUGUCCAAUUUGUACAAGAUAUUCAUGGAAAAAGAUGCUACUCAAGUGGAGAUCAAUCCUUUAAGCGAGAUUGAACACGACCCAACACACCAAGUCAUGUGCACAGACGCCAAAUUCGGGUUUGAUGAUAACGCAUCAUUCAGACAGGAAAAAAUAUAUUCCUGGAGAGACCUAUCGCAAGAGGACCCCGAUGAGGUCAAGGCAAAGAAGUAUGACUUGAAUUUUGUUAAGUUGAAGGGUAACAUUGGAUGUUUGGUGAAUGGUGCCGGCUUAGCUAUGGCCACAAUGGAUGUUAUCAAGUUGAAUGGGGGAGAUCCCGCAAACUUUUUGGAUUGCGGUGGUGGGGCCACGCCUGAGACUAUUAAGCAAGGUUUCGAACUGAUCUUGUCCAACAAGAACGUGGACGCAAUUUUCGUCAAUAUUUUUGGUGGUAUUGUCAGAUGCGAUUACGUUGCCUUGGGACUGGUGGAAGCUGCCAGGGAAUUAGAAGUUAGAGUCCCUAUUGUGGCACGUCUACAAGGUACCAAAGUGGAGGAGGGUCGUGACAUCAUCAAGAAAUCAGGGGUAAAGAUUUAUUCGUUCGAUGAACUAGAUCCGGCCGCUAAAAAGGUCGUGGAAUUGACACAAAGCUGA